GUCUACGCCUAUAUCGACAAUAUCAUUAUUGCUAAUAAGAAUAUAGAGGAGUACCUUAAAUAUAUUGAGAUAGUUCUUAACAUCUUCGACAAAGUAUAUAUUUAUAUUUCAAUAGAAAAAUCCUUUAUAGCCUACCUAUCAAUAAGACUUCUUAGCUAUAUAGUCAAUAGCGAAGGAGUAGCUAAGAUAGACGAUAGGAUCGCUAUAUUUAAGAAAUUUAAGUUCCCUAAUACCUUUAAGACCUUAGAACAAUACCUUAGUAUAGCUAGAUAG
Thermothielavioides terrestris NRRL 8126 is the source of this 273-nucleotide messenger RNA. RefSeq lists its product as uncharacterized. The record is from RefSeq and is a predicted model, not a curated record. The transcript has a single exon. Lineage: Eukaryota; Fungi; Ascomycota; Sordariomycetes; Sordariales; Chaetomiaceae. The annotation marks the transcript as partial.